GGGGGGGGAACACAAAUCAGUUGUUUUGCUUUACUACUUUUAAGAAAGCGUUUUUUCCUCCCCGUUGGAGAUUACCUCGUGGUGGUUAUUCCCUCGGCAAAGGUUCCCCUUUUUGGGGACGCCUCACCCAGCGGUACCUCCCUCAUGCAUUACGUGGCUUUGCCUGACGUGGCCUUGCCUGACGCGGCUAUGCCCACGCUGCCAUACGUACGUACAUCACCUGCACACUUCUGCGCGAGGGGCGAAAAUAUGUUGCCGUCGAAGGUUCCUACAGGUGGCCAGAAAAAUUGCCAUCUUAUCCUCCCCCAUCUGUACGGGCAAAAAAAAGGGGUAAAACAGAAAGGGGUGAUUUCUACAAAAUGACGCAACACGGCACACCUCUGUGCGUAGCGACAAAGGGGAUGCGAUUCUGUCCAGGUCACGACAGAGCCAUUCCGGCCACGCGGCGCAAAAGGUAAACUGUUCACCGGAGGGAAAUGCACAUCUUUCGAGGGGUGAAAAAGAAAAAAAAAAAAACAAAUAAAAUAACUUGUAGCAUCCCGCUUGGCAAAUAACAUAGACGUUGUUCAGCGUCCAAAUGACACCCCCAUCGUUAAGCGCAACGUCAGCUUCGAUUUUUCACUCAUUUUUUUUUCUUCAAAUUUGGUCGCUGUUUUUGUGGGCGGCCACAGCGUAGACGCCAGUUUGGGGCAUCAUUUUUGCACUGCUAAGUGGGCAUUCACGUGUUAGCCCCAAACUAGGAGGGAAACCCCCAUCAGGCGAACCGCAGAUAACCCCCAUCAGCCGCACAAUGGAUGAACACAUUUUAAAGAGGCUAACCAGCAGGGAGCUCAAAAGGACUAUUUUGCAAAAAGCGAAAGACAUUUUGGAAGAAAGGGAAAGAAACCCAAGUGAGAGGGGCAAAGGUAAUACGGCCACGGAAAAGGCAGCCACGGAAAAUGCAACCACCUCAAAUGAACCGUGUUGUAAUAAAAAUCCUGGGGGAGCAGUAGUGGGAGGUUCGGAUGUGGUCGGGGAUGCUCCCCCGGACAAGCAGGACAUCUCUUUCCACAGUUUGCAAGACUUCUCUUGUAAAUAUCUCAAAAUGUGCCAAGUGAACAUGCUGAACCACGCGAACGUCGAAUACGAGUUGGUCAUCUCCUUCAUGCGAACCUUCAACAGUGAGCUCAAGUUUCAGCUGAACCUAACCAGCGCCGACGACCAGGGGGACGAGAAAAACUCAGUGCUUCACCAGAUGGCCAACCUGUUCGCGGACAAGCUUAUUUGCUACUGCACUACCCCCAUGGCUGUUGUGGCCCCCCAUGGAGAUAGCGAGGGCGGCCUUCUGGGUGACGAGCUCCUGGAGCAGAUUCGUUUCUUUUUCAAGCAAAUCGAAGAGAAGAGCCACGAUAACCUCCUAUUCAACAUGUGCCUUGGCAAAAUUGCGGAAUGCAUCUUCAAAUUUAAGCCAAAAGCCGAGGAAGUGGCUAGCUGGAUUUCCAGGCAGGCGCUGGCCGACCUGGUGAAGGCCCUACUGGGCGACAACUUAAAAAGAUACGAACAGUGCAUCAUCUGCAUGACGGACUUUAUAAAAGAAAGACACGCGAAAUUGAGUUUCGCCCAAGUUGACAACGUUGUACUCAUGAUCGAGAUCGUUCAAUACGCCAUUGUUUACCUGUCUGAGCGGAAAUACAACACGCUGCAUACGCUAAAGAACUCCGAGUGGAAAAUAUUCUUCUACCAACUGAUAGUCGCGGAAACGUUUCUUUACGAGAAGAAGGCGGAAAACACGAACAAGGAGUUUAACAGCUAUUACAAGCAGCAGCUGGAGGUGUGGAGGCUGAAAAAUACGUCGUACUCCAAGUGGUUUAAAAUUGAGAUGCCCCUCUCGCUCAGUUUGUUGAAGUGA
Messenger RNA from Plasmodium vivax (malaria parasite P. vivax), 1888 nucleotides. RefSeq lists its product as hypothetical. The coding region runs from base 791 to 1888 and encodes 365 amino acids. The record is from RefSeq and is a predicted model, not a curated record. The transcript has 8 exons. Lineage: Eukaryota; Apicomplexa; Aconoidasida; Haemosporida; Plasmodiidae.